CCCUUUAAGCACUGAGGGAAAAAACCCGGCCAUCAUGACGUCAGGAGUAAAACCUGUCCACUGAAAAGUGAACUGUUUGUCGCGUUAGCGGUAUCCGACUUUUCUUCUUUAUUACCUAGCUUUUAGUUGGUCGUUUCAGUAUUUUUAAGUAGAGUUGUAAGGUUUCGUGUUAUUAAUUGUGAAAGCCUAGUGUUGUAGCCAACUUAAAGGAUGUUUUACUGAAGUUCCUGACGCAUUUUCUUCUUUUUUUUGAGGAACCGGUGGAAGGCGGACACCACCAGAGAUGGAUAGGCUAACUGAUAGCUCAGUUGUUAGCCGAGACUCAUAGAUCAUAGCAUAGGCUCUAGCUAGCAUGCUAACAACUAGCUAAUCGGUCAUUUUUCGGCUAACCCAGUCACUUUGUUAACUUGUGAUAUCGACGUUACUAUCUGCUUGUUUCUUGGCCUUACUUCAACACGUUGGUGGCGGAUAGUUUGAGGUUCAGCUCAGACUACAAACAUGAUAUCCAAAGUUAAAAACCAGUUUCAAAACCCGGGCGGGCAGCAGAAUCCCACGGGCCAGUUCGUCCCCUUUCACCCGAGACCCAACCUACAGAUCAAGAAGAACGCCAUAACAGACGACUACAAAAUAACCAGCCAGGUGUUGGGACUGGGGAUCAAUGGCAAGGUGCUGGAAAUCUUCCAGAAGAAUACCGAGGACAAGUACGCGCUAAAGAUGCUACAGGACUGUCCCAAGGCCCGCAGGGAAGUGGAGCUUCACUGGAGGGCGUCACCUUGUGCUAACAUCGUUCGCAUUGUUGAUGUUUAUGAGAACCUCUAUCAGGGCAGGAAGUGUCUGCUGAUUGUCAUGGAGUGCAUGGAUGGUGGUGAGCUUUUUAGUCGAAUCCAGGACAGAGGAGACCAGGCCUUCACAGAGAAAGAGGCAUCUGAUAUUAUGAAGAGUAUAGGAGAGGCCAUACAGUUUUUGCAUGCGAUCAACAUUGCACACAGAGAUGUUAAGCCAGAGAAUUUGCUGUAUUCUUCGAAGAGGCCAAGUGCUCUCCUCAAACUCACAGACUUCGGCUUUGCCAAGGAAACCACCUCACACAAUUCGCUAAACACUCCCUGCUAUACACCCUACUAUGUUGCUCCGGAGGUUCUUGGCCCAGAGAAAUAUGACAAGUCAUGUGACAUGUGGUCGUUGGGUGUCAUUAUGUAUAUCCUGUUGUGUGGGUAUCCUCCGUUUUAUUCUAACCACGGCCUAGCCAUCUCUCCUGGGAUGAAGAAGAGGAUCAGGAUGGGCCAGUAUGAAUUCCCCAAUCCUGAAUGGUCUGACGUAUCAGAAGAAGCUAAACAGCUGAUCAGGACACUUCUAAAGACCGAGCCGACCCAAAGGAUGACCAUCACAGAGUUCAUGAAUCAUCCAUGGAUCAAUCAAUCAAUGGAGGUUCCUCAGACCCCACUCCACACCAGCCGGGUUUUAAAGGAGGAGAGGGAUGCAUGGGAGGAAGUCAAGGAGGAAAUGACCAGUGCCUUGGCAACAAUGAGAGUCGACUACGAGCAAAUCAAAAUCAAGACCAUUGAAGACUCGACCAAUCCACUGCUAACAAAAAGAAGGAAGAAAGCCAAUAAUACCACGCAAGACCCGAAGUCUGCUGCCCACUGAAAGAUGCACGCUUGCAUGCACAAACACAAGUUGUGAAAAGGAAGCAAUAAUUUGUCGACACGUCGAAUUGCAUGGAUUUUUUUUCAGUGUUUUUUUUCCCCUCCUUGGCAAAUUCUAUUGUUUUGUAUUUGUGUUUGUUUUUGUUACUGUACCAUUUUAAAAAAAGCUCAUUUUGCUCUGGCAGAAUGAGUCGAUUUUUUUGUGUGUUUUUACACCAGUUUUGAGAUUACGAAAUCCAGAAGGUAUCAGGGUGUGUACUCAGAGGGGCUUGAAUGUUGGAACAAAACAUGAAAGCCUUAGCAUUAGCAGUAGUUCUUAGUCCACUGCCCUACUCUAGUUUCAGCCCCCUAACCUGUGAAUGUCAUCACAUGGCUAAAAUCCCAAAAAUUAGAAACAAGGGAAGUUUUUUUUCUUGUUGUUCAUGUAAAGCAAGCAGAUGUAUUUUGAACUGACAAGUGGAAUGUAAAGACUUUGUCCCUGACUGUAGCUGAAAAUAGACCGAUUUCUGAGAUUUGACCAGGGAGUGUCUUUUAGGUCCACUUUGUUUAUGAAUGUUGAGUUGAGGCCUCUCACAAGGACCCUGUACCACUCAAACAGCGCACCCCACCUACCUAAAUCUAUGCUUGUUUUAAUUUUCWGGUAAAUAGUUUUAGGGCAGAGCAAAAAAGGCUGUUUUAAAAUCCCAAAAACUGUUUUUUUUCUCUUGCUUUGUAGCUUAUGGGAGAGUCGGAGGCAGAUGAAACUGUAUUUUUUCAUAGAUUUUAUGAACAUUUUAGCACAGGCCAUACAGAGUAUUGCUAAUCGGCAAGUGGCUUUUAACCCUUUUCCAUUUUUGGUUCAUGUUUUUACCAUUGUUACCUUUCAGAAUAUAAAAAAGGAUGUAUUAGUUUUCAGGUUAGUGCUAUGCAGAUGUUUGUCAGCCUGAAAUGCUAAUUUUGUUCUUGUUUUUUUUUUUUUUUCCCUGAAUUUAAUUGUUUCGGGGCGGGGGCUCUCAAGCAACAGUAAGGGUGUGCGUGCGUGCGUGCGUGCGUGUGUGUGUGUGUGUGCGUGUGUGUAUUUUGUAAGCAGUAGCACCACAUGUGUAGUGCAGAUUGGGCACUUGAAGUUUCUGUAGGUUGCACCAGCCCAACAUUCAGGAGCCUCUGCUUCAUAUAACCUGGUCCAAUGCAGUUCUUACAGUACUGAAAGGAAAUGAAGACUGUGCAGAGUCUGACAUACCACCAGCAACCUUUCAUCUCACUCACAGGAAAUGUUAUUUAUUUUCAUUUUUGGGCUUCGAUUUUUCAUCUUACUUAGUUUUGUCCAUGGGUCGGACACGUCCCAGCUCACUUGGGAUCAUAGGAAAAGCUUGAUUUGGUCCAGUUUGUAAAAUCACAAUCACAUCAUCUGCAUCACACACACACACACACACACACACAAAAUAAUAAUCUCACAGUGAAAAUGUUAAUUGAAUGUUUGUGACUUUUUUCCCCCUCUUGUCACAUUUUUGUAGUAGAAGCACAGAUGUGUUUGUCUGUACUCAUCUUUGAGUCUCCUCAGCUCCACCUGCCGUACUUUUGACUGCUUCAGCUUUGGAAUAAAAAAAAUAUGGGAAAACAAA
Messenger RNA from Austrofundulus limnaeus, 3244 nucleotides. It is a transcript of the gene mapkapk2a, whose product is annotated as MAPK activated protein kinase 2a. The transcript is spliced from 11 exons. The record is from RefSeq and is a predicted model, not a curated record. The coding region runs from base 499 to 1644 and encodes 381 amino acids. Gene Ontology annotation, biological process: protein phosphorylation. Gene Ontology annotation, molecular function: ATP binding; protein kinase activity. NCBI's taxonomy places the organism in Eukaryota, Metazoa, Chordata, Actinopteri, Cyprinodontiformes, Rivulidae.